GCCUAUUUGAAGCGCACCGUGCCGUGCCGUGGCUUCCGCUUCCCUCCCCAACGGCACACCGCCGCCGCCGGCUGCACCCGCGGCGAAAUCCCGCGCCCGAAGCGCCGGCCUCCUCCGGAUCCGAGACGCCGAGCGUGCCGCGAGCUCUAGCCGCAGUGUCUGGAGCUGAAAAUGAGUGAGGGGAAUAUUAAUCAGCUUGACCUUGAGAAAGGACUCCCUCAAAUGUCUAAUGAUAAUGAUUCGAGUAGCCCUGCAACUAUCCAGAAAAUGAAAGUUGACACGGAAGGUUCUGGAAGCAAAAUCGAAUCACCCACUCCAGAGAAGCCUGAAUCUAGAAGGAAAGGGGUUGUUGUCAGUUCACUGGCAAGGAAUUUGCUUGCAGAGAGGUACAAGGACAAAUUUGCUGAUCAGCUGUGGGAAAGUGAGGAUGAAACGGAUGAUGAAGAUUAUAAUGACAAUGUUUCACCUGGUGGUAGCCAAUAUUUGAUUUCAGGAAGCACUUUACUUCUUGAGAGGCACAAGAAUUUGCUAAAUCUUUUCAAUCGUAUGGAGAGUUCUAUAAGGUUGCUGCGCAUGCGGAAGAAGAUGACUACAUUCAAGAACAUUGCCACCCAGGUGGAAGUACUCACAAAGAGGAAGUUCUUGUUCAGUCAUUUGGCCCAGAUGAAGCAUUUAUUUCCUGAAGCAAUCCAGAUAAAGAGGAUACUCCUACAUGAUGAGAAAAGCCUAUGCAUGUAUGCUGAUAUGGAAAUUACACUAGUAAUGGAUGCUGUGGAAUGCAGAAGUCCUGAUCAGUCUCCAUCCAUGGCAAUUUGCGAGGCUUUUUACUCAAAGCUUUUGAGUUUUUUGGAUGCUCAUCCUAAGGAUAUAGACAUUCCUGAGGCCAUCCUACCAGAACUCUUCAGUUCAAGGGAUAAGUUGUAUCUUGAGGCACUAACUAAUGGAGAUUCGGCUGAGCCACCUCUGCAGAGUUCCACUGAAAAUGGAUUUUCAAAUGCUUCCCACUUCCCGCAAUCAUUUCAAAAGCUCAUCUCCCAGAAAAUCGUUGCUGAUGGAACUGAAAAGACUCAGUUGCUAUCUGAUCCAGCAGAACUGAGCUCUCUUAGUGCUCAUGACACAGAAGGGCCAAACAGAAGCCCUAAAAAGCAAGACAAGCAUGUGCCAGUUCCAGUACAGUCUGAAAUUUCUGCUACUCCAAACCGCCAUUUGAUCUCUUGCUGUCAAGAGAGUACGCCAAAACAAGGGACUUCAGAUUCCCCAUUGAUGGCUGAAACACCAGCAAUGCAGACACCAAAAAGGCCAUUGCCCACUCCACUUGACAAACUCGAGACCACGUGUGGACACAUUUCUGAACCACGUUCAGCCAGUUCAGCCCGCAGAUCACUGAUGUACUCACCAUUAAAGUUUGAAGGAAGCCCUUCGUAUCAUGAUGUAAACACUGCAAAACUUGAGGUUACAUCUAAAAAAGGCCUGUUCUCAGAAGAAGCAUCUACUUUUACCAACUCGCUGGAGGAAAAUGAUCCUGUCUGCUUGACUGGUGAAGAUAAAAUCAAUCAAGGCCCAGGGGAAACCCAGGAAAAGCUAGCUUGUUUACGUGUCACAUUUGACAUAGUCUGGGAUUUUUCUACCAAGAAUUCGCUAAUCACUAAACAGGAACUUUUUCACUAUAUUCUUGCCAACAACUUGGAGAUAGAAGAGACUGGAGAGAUAGAAGAGCAGCUGCAUAUUUUAGAAGAUCUGGCUCCUGAUUGGAUAUCUAAGAAGGUGAUACAAGGCGGAGAAAUACUUUACAGCAUUGAACAAAUACCAGAUCGGAAUUCAGUUCGGGCAAGACUUGUCGAAGCCAUAUGACAUAGCUACUAUGUGCAAAGCUGAAGAAUCCACUUCAUAUGUAUGCAAACUGGACUUGAGCAGCUAUGUUCAUCAUGGAAUCCUCUGGAUUGCUCCUUUAUGCUUUUACUUCGAAUGUUGGGCAGCAAAAGAAGCAAAUGGGUUCCACGUCUACUUCUAUUGACUCUUGAUUUAACUAGUCUCUUUGUUGACUGCUAAUUGCAUGAUUAAAUGCUAAAUGGUUAUGAAAGUUGAAUUCACACCAUAUAUCAAUUUGGCCGUGUAUCUUUCGCCUA
Messenger RNA from Phragmites australis (common reed), 2126 nucleotides. Its product is annotated as CDT1-like protein b. Gene Ontology annotation, biological process: DNA replication checkpoint signaling; mitotic cell cycle; DNA replication preinitiation complex assembly. The record is from RefSeq and is a predicted model, not a curated record. Gene Ontology annotation, cellular component: nucleus. NCBI's taxonomy places the organism in Eukaryota, Viridiplantae, Streptophyta, Magnoliopsida, Poales, Poaceae. Gene Ontology annotation, molecular function: DNA polymerase binding; DNA binding. Bases 172 to 1851 code for a protein of 559 amino acids. The transcript has 8 exons.